CAAUUUCAGAUUCACUUCUUCAGUUGCUGUACGGAAAUCGAAUUGUACGGGUGUUUAUGAUUUUACUUUUUUUUAAAUGUAAAGUGAAAGACAAGUGGUGAAUAAACGCGCGGGAUAUAUAAUUUGUAUCAUCGUCUUUUAUUAUCGUUGGAAAUUUGUAUAGAAAUGUGCAGAAAGAAAUAUAAUAACUGAUAUGAUGAAUGUGUAAAAAAGAAACAUUUUUUUACAUUUUUUGAAUUUUAAUUAAAUAUAAAACAAAAUCCUUAAUUGUAUAUGUGAAUGAGGUGGUUGAAUUGAGUGUUUAGCAAAGAUAUCAUUUGGUGAAAAGAUAUCUUUAUUUAUAUUUUGUUGUCGGUUAUUUUGGAUAGAUUUUUUUUUAUAUGAAGACAAAGUUGUCCUCUGACGGAAGGCAUAUCCACAUUGUCCACGGUAUUGUUGAAAAACAAAAAAACCAGUUGAGUUGUUCCACACACAAGAAAAUAUGAUAUAGAAUCGGGAAACAACGAGUGCAACUAAAAUCUAAUUAUGAAAUCAUUUAAUAAUAUUAUACAAUUCAUAGUAGUAUUGAUUGUGUGUUCGAUUUGUUUCGAACACGGUGAUUGUAUUCAAAAUGAUACGUUGAACACAAGGAGACACAAACAAAAGAAAUACAGUAUAGAUGAUCUCUUAUCGAAUAAAUUUGAAUUAAAAACGUCUGAGGAUAUCGAUAUGGACCCAUGCAAAGCAGACGGAUUUAUGGGUGACAUUGCAUUACCAAACAUAAAUUACGAAACCGGAUGGCAUACUGAAAAGUUGAAUAAGUCUUUUCAACAAGAGCUUGAAAGAAUGAAACAAGAAGUUUAUCAUGAAGGUCUUCAGGUCGAAGAGGAAGGCUUAACGGACAUUAUACGGAAGAAAACAAAACUACCGAACACAAUAUCAGAUUCGAAUGAAAGAAACAGAAAUGAUGCAGCAGUGAUCGAAACAAAUGCUGCAACGUCUCCAAACAACCCAAACAGUAAUUCUCAUUUAAAUAACGUGUUACCCAAAUCGGACGAAGACAAUUUAAUUAGCCAAGAAAAUGCUUCGGAUGUGAAUGCGACAAUAAUUGAUGAUAAAAAAGAUAACUUAACGUCCACUGCUCUAUCAAGUGAUUUAUCCGAAUCCGAAAAACAUGUGAAAAACGCAUCCAGUCACUUCCGUCAUAUAGAUCACACUAAAAUCCAAUCGGAUACAAAGGAUAUAAUCGAUGAUUCUGGCGACAACAUAAUCAAUUUAAAGCGUGCGACUACGACAACAACAACUACUACCCCCACUGCUCCAACAGUGCGGACGACCAUUCCGAAUACCUUCAGCAAUUCCGGCGGUAAUGGUGGAAAAUUGGAUGAUGUUCAAACGCUAACGUCGGAUUCUGUAAUUCGUAAACGGCAUCGACGAAGACGCCAAGGCAGGAAAUCCACGAAAAAGCCAAAAUCCAAAGCCGACAAUUACCAAGAACGUUUCGAGAAAUUGAAGCAUGAAUUGAAUCGCCCUGUGAUAACUUCCGAAUUUUUUAAACAAAAAGUAAUGACUUUCGAAACCAGUCAAAAACCGAACAAAGACCCGACGCAUGAUGGUAAUGCUAAAGAUUGGCUAGUAAACGAUAUGCCCGAAGAAUUGUCGCCGCUGUCGGAUAUCGAUUUGAAUGUUAUAACGAAGAAGCGAUCAACAGUUGAAACGUUGUUAACUGAACUGACAACGGAAAUUCCGACCAUCGAAAGUGUAACGGAUAGCGAAAGAUUAAAAGAACUACAACAUCACCACCGCAUUACAAGGGCUGCGACAGCCAAAAAGGAACGCAUAUGGGACUAUGGAGUGAUACCGUACGAAAUUGAUGCAAACUUUAGUGGCGCACAUAAAGCACUGUUCAAACAAGCCAUGAGGCAUUGGGAAAACUUUACGUGUAUUAAGUUUGUCGAACGCAUUCCCGAAGAUCAUCCGAAUUUUAUCAUGUUCACGAUACGACCCUGUGGAUGUUGUUCCUUCGUUGGUAAACGGGGCAACGGUGGACAAGCUAUUUCGAUCGGGAAGAACUGUGAUAAGUUUGGAAUCGUGGUGCACGAGCUCGGCCAUGUGGUCGGUUUCUGGCACGAACACACUCGUCCCGAUCGCGAAAAUCACGUUGUUAUCGAACGCAACAAUAUUAUGGGUGGUCAGGAGUACAAUUUCAAUAAACUUACCUCAGACGAUGUCAAUUCGCUCGGGCUUCCAUACGAUUACGAUUCGAUUAUGCAUUAUGCACGGAAUACAUUUUCCAAGGGAACAUAUUUGGAUACAAUUCUUCCGGUUGAUGUGAAAGGAAAAAAACGGCCAGAGAUCGGACAGAGGUUGAGAUUGAGCGAAGGGGAUAUAGCACAGGCCAAUCUACUCUACAAAUGUCCGAAAUGUGGCAAAACGUUCCAAGACAAUUCGGCUAGUUUCACUUCGCCGAAUUAUCAUUUGUCAGCACCGUCACAAGAGCCUGAAGCUUGUGAAUGGCGUAUAACGGCCACUCACGGUGAAAAGAUUAUCCUGAACAUAACGGAUUUGGAUAUUUUCAAAUCCAACAACUGUCGAACGGACUAUUUGGAAAUACGAGAUGGUUACUGGCACAAGUCACCAGUGCUGGGUCGCUAUUGUGGAUCUGGAAAAAUUUCCGAGCUGAUUAAAUCUACAGGUAGUCGAAUGUUGGUUACACUGACAACAACGCAUCGUCAAGAAGGUCAUCGAGGAUUCGCAGCACAUUACGAAGCUGUCUGCGGUGGUGAACUUAAUCUAGACAGCGGAGGUCGACUUGACUCUCCGAACUAUCCGCUCGACUAUCUGCCCAAUAGAGAAUGUAUUUGGCGAAUCACCGUGCAGGAAGAGUAUCAGGUUGCUCUGAAGUUCCAAUCAUUCGAAGUUGAAAAUCACGAUAAUUGUGUGUAUGAUUACGUUGAGGUACGAGACGGCGACAGCGCCGAUUCCAGAUUAAUAGGAGUUUUCUGUGGCUACAAAAUACCACCGGAUAUGCGGUCGACCACGAACAAAAUGUUUGUGAAAUUCGUUUCGGAUGGCUCGGUUCAGAAGGCCGGAUUUUCAGCAUCUUUUAUCAAAGAGCUCGAUGAAUGUGAACUACAGGAUCAUGGUUGUGAACAUGAGUGUAUAAAUACUCUUGGCGGUUAUCAGUGCUCCUGCUUCAUCGGAUAUGAACUUCAUAGCGACAAGAAAACUUGCGAAAACGCUUGUGGUGGUAUAAUUGAAGCGCUAAAUGGGACAAUAACGUCACCCUCAUUUCCUGAUAUUUAUCCAAUGUCCAAGGAAUGUGUUUGGGAAAUAAUCGCUCCCGAACAAUAUCGCAUUACCAUCAAUUUCACCCACUUCGAUCUGGAAGGAAACAACUACCAUCAACAAGAAUGUGACUACGACUCGCUAAGUAUUUACUCGAAACUGGAUGAAGACAACGUCAAAAAGCAUGGUGUCUUUUGUGGAUCUCGAUCGUUACCAUUGGUCACAUCUGAAGGCAAUGCCAUGAGAAUUGAAUUCCGGUCGGAUAAUACCAUUCAAAAAAGUGGAUUUGCGGCUGUAUUUUUCACAGAUAUUGAUGAAUGUGCCGUAAACAAUGGUGGAUGUAUGCACGAAUGCAAAAACACCGUAGGAUCUUACAUUUGUUCAUGUCACAAUGGCUAUGUUUUGCACGAUAACGAAUUGGACUGCAAGGAAGGUGGUUGUAAAUACGAAAUUACUGCUCCGCACGGUCAGAUUUACAGUCCAAAUUAUCCCGAUUAUUAUCCACCGAAAAAGGAUUGCAUAUGGCACUUUAGCACGACUCCUGGCCAUCGAAUUAGACUUACGUUCACCGUAUUCGAAAUGGAACCGCAUCAGGAAUGUGCCUACGAUCACAUCGCAAUUUACAAUGGAGAUUCACCCGAUAGCUUCACGUUGGGACGAUUUUGCGGUUACAAAUUGCCACAUCCGAUAUCGGCUUCCAGCAACGAAAUGUUUAUGGUUUUCAAGUCUGAUGUGAGCGUUCAAAGAGGAGGAUUUGCUGCUACACACUCGACGGCCUGUGGUGGACAUUUGACUGCAACAUCUCGAGUGAAACAUUUCUAUUCCCAUGCUAAAUUUGGAGGAUUCGAUUACGAUAAUAAUGCCGAUUGUGAUUGGGCUAUCGAGGCCGAGCCGGGACGAAACGUUCAAUUGACGUUCCUAACAUUUGAUAUAGAAGAUGAGAAAACAUGCUCGUAUGACUAUGUAGAAGUGUUUAGUGGACUGGACGACUACAGUGGCCCCUUAUACGGACGAUAUUGUGGCAACACUAAACCACCCGAUAUAAUAUCCAUCAACGAAGCUCUACUGGUUCGAUUCCGUACCGAUGGCACAAUGGUAUUCAAGGGAUUUUCAGCGUCAUACGUUUCGGUCGAUCCAUUCGAAGGAAGUGAAGAAAUGAAUUCAGAGGAUUCGGAAAUGGUGACACCGUUUCCCGGUUACUUGAAGAGCAUAUAUGUGGCCAAAUUGGACACGGAUAAUGACGAAGACGAGGACGAUUAUAAUGAGUACGAUAAUUACAAUAAAGUCAAGUACAAGAAAGAAGAUCAACAACAGCCCGACAAUAAAUUAUCAGCCGAACAAUUUGAUUAAUUCAGCCGCAGUCGAUCAAAAAGAUUUUUUUUUAAUGUUACUUAAAAAUGGUGUACGUGACAGUGUGUAUAGUGUCAGUGAGUGUGUCUGUCUUAAAUGUCGAAUUUUAUUCAAAAUUUUCUAAACAUUGUCGAAUCAUCUCAUUUUCCAUCAACACUGAACAAAUUAGUCAUUUUCCGAGUGGCAAUUUAAUUUACUUAGCUUUUACCAUUUUUUCUUUAUUAAUGAACUCUCUGAAAAUGUUAGAUCAAUUACUUUUAGUCAUUAAAAUUAUUGUCAUUUAAUUUAUUUUGAACUGAAUAAUAGACGAAAGUGGACGAUCAUCUAAUUGAAAUGACUAUGCAAAAAUAUCGA
Bradysia coprophila is the source of this 4971-nucleotide messenger RNA. RefSeq names its product tolloid-like protein 1 tolkin (gene tok). The record is from RefSeq and is a predicted model, not a curated record. Gene Ontology annotation, molecular function: zinc ion binding; calcium ion binding; metalloendopeptidase activity. Gene Ontology annotation, biological process: proteolysis. Lineage: Eukaryota; Metazoa; Arthropoda; Insecta; Diptera; Sciaridae.